GUCGCGCACCCCGCGCGCUCGGGAAAUGCUUCCGGACGCCCAGCUGAGACUCGGAUACCCGCGGCUGCGGUCCUCGGAGGCCGUCCCCAGCUGACAGCUGUGAGCGACAGAGACUCGGAGCUCUGCCCGCCACACCGGCUCCUCCCGCGUCCGCCUGGCACCGGGGGCACUGCCCGCGCGGCUCGGGGCGGACAGGACUUAGCUCUCAGGCCAGUGAGGCAGGAGAUACGAAGACUUCCAAAGAAGGACCAGUUCCUCGGAUGUGCCCCCUCAAAGAGAGAUGAAGGGGCAGCAGAAAACAGCUGAAACGGAAGAGGGGACAGUGCAGAUCCAGGAAGGUGCAGUGGCCACUGGGGAGGACCCAACCAGUGUGGCUAUCGCCAGCAUCCAGUCAUCUGCCACCUUCCCUGACCCCAACGUCAAGUACGUCUUCCGAACUGAGAAUGGGGGCCAGGUGAUGUACAGGGUGAUCCAGGUGUCUGAGGGGCAGCUGGAUGGCCAGACUGAGGGAACUGGUGCCAUCAGUGGCUACCCUGCCACUCAGUCCAUGACCCAGGCAGUGAUCCAAGGUGCGUUCACUAGUGAUGAUGGAGUUGACACAGAGGGAUCAGCUGCUGAGACGCACUAUACUUACUUCCCCGGCACUGCUGUGGGAGACGGAGCGGCAGGAACCACGUCGGGGAGCCCAGCAGCUGUUGUUGCCACCCAGGGCUCGGAGGCACUGCUGGGACAGGCCACCCCUCCUGGCACCGGUCAGUUCUUCGUGAUGAUGUCACCACAAGAAGUGCUGCAAGGAGGAAGCCAGCGCUCCAUCGCCCCCAGGACUCACCCUUACUCCCCGAAGUCAGAAGCCCCCCGGACGACUCGGGAUGAGAAGCGCAGGGCUCAGCAUAACGAAGUGGAGCGACGCCGCCGGGACAAGAUUAACAACUGGAUUGUGCAGCUGUCCAAGAUCAUCCCAGACUGCUCCAUGGAGAGCACCAAGUCUGGCCAGAGUAAAGGUGGAAUUCUGUCCAAAGCCUGCGAUUAUAUCCAGGAGCUUCGGCAGAGUAAUCACCGGUUGUCUGAAGAGCUGCAAGGGCUCGACCAGCUGCAGCUGGACAACGACGUGCUCCGCCAGCAGGUGGAAGACCUCAAAAACAAGAAUCUGCUUCUCCGUGCGCAGCUGCGGCACCACGGCGUGGAGGUGGUCAUCAAGAACGACAGCAACUGACUCUGGGUGUCCCGUCCUGGAACGGCAGAAAGCCCAGGAGCAGCAGGCUCACCCUGUGCCCAUUCCUUCACUGCCCGCCUGGCAGGAGCCUGGGAUGAGUUCAGAGGGCGUGUCUGGACAGCAGCGAUGUGGAGCACAGGCGCACGGACAGCCUGCCAGCCCGUGUGCAGCCCGGGCCUCUCGCUCGGUGCCCGCGCUGUGUCCUUGCUGGAUACUGGACACGCAUGUGGGACUUGCCCUGUGCCUGCUCACAGCACCAGCAGAGUGUCUGUUGGCAGGGGACGCCCUGGCUGCCUCCAGACUCUGCGCUUCCAUUGUUCUCCCUUCCCCUGGAGCUUAGGUGUGCACUCCGGGACGCCAGGGAGCAGGCUUUCCCGAGAAGUGGAAGGAAGGAGCGUCGGCCACUGGCCCAGGAAGAGAAGGCUGGGCAGCAGCUGAGCUCAUACAGAAGUAGGGUGAACCACAGGUGGGGCCCACAUGGGGCCUUUCUCCUUGUGGAGAUGGUUCUCCCCCCUUUUCUUUCUUUUUUUUUUUAAAGAUAAAAUGUUUA
Molossus molossus (Pallas's mastiff bat) is the source of this 1763-nucleotide messenger RNA. RefSeq names its product upstream transcription factor 1 (gene USF1). NCBI's taxonomy places the organism in Eukaryota, Metazoa, Chordata, Mammalia, Chiroptera, Molossidae. The record is from RefSeq and is a predicted model, not a curated record. Gene Ontology annotation, biological process: regulation of transcription by RNA polymerase II. The transcript has 11 exons. Gene Ontology annotation, molecular function: DNA-binding transcription factor activity, RNA polymerase II-specific; RNA polymerase II cis-regulatory region sequence-specific DNA binding; protein dimerization activity. Bases 281 to 1213 code for a protein of 310 amino acids.